Messenger RNA from Sardina pilchardus (European sardine), 3197 nucleotides. It is a transcript of the gene bmp1a, whose product is annotated as bone morphogenetic protein 1a. Gene Ontology annotation, molecular function: metalloendopeptidase activity; calcium ion binding; zinc ion binding. The transcript has 20 exons. Gene Ontology annotation, biological process: proteolysis. The coding region runs from base 88 to 3012 and encodes 974 amino acids. NCBI's taxonomy places the organism in Eukaryota, Metazoa, Chordata, Actinopteri, Clupeiformes, Clupeidae. The record is from RefSeq and is a predicted model, not a curated record.
CCUCUCUCUCUCUCCCUCUCUCUCUCGCUCAUCCUCCUCUUUACCUCUCUAUUUCUGUUCUUUCGCUGUAUUCCCGACUUCAGAAUCAUGGAUCUCACAACGAGGUGUUUGUUUCUUCUAUUCAGCCUUCGCUUGAUAUUAGCGAUCGAUUUGGACGUUUUGGAGCCAAGCUACUAUGUGGAGCCUUCAGCUUCUUCAGAGGCAAUCGACUACAAGGAUCCAUGUAAAGCUGUUGCCUACCUGGGCGAUAUCGCCCUGGACGAGGAGGACAUGCGCAGUUUUAAGGUGGUCCGGGUAGUGGACUUGGCCCAAAGGACUGUGCAGAUCUUCAACAACACCAACACAGGUUCGUCUGCCAGUGAGACGAGGGCGGUGCCAGACCCACCGGGCUCUCGCCGCAAGAAAAGGGCGGCGACCUCCAGGCCUGAGAGGGUGUGGCCAGAGGGGGUCAUUCCGUACGUGAUCAGCGGCAACUUCAGUGGCAGCCAGCGGGCCAUCUUCCGGCAAGCCAUGCGUCACUGGGAGAAGCACACCUGCGUGACGUUCAUCGAGAGGACGCAGGAGGAGAGCUACAUCGUCUUCACCUACCGGCCGUGUGGGUGCUGCUCGUAUGUGGGUCGUCGGGGCGGAGGCCCCCAGGCCAUCUCCAUCGGCAAGAACUGCGACAAGUUCGGCAUCGUGGUGCACGAGCUGGGUCACGUCAUCGGCUUCUGGCACGAGCACACGCGGCCGGACCGCGACGAGCACGUCAGCAUCAUCCGCGACAACAUCCAACCAGGGCAGGAGUAUAACUUCCUGAAGAUGGAGCCCGGUGAGGUGGACUCCCUCGGGGAGACGUACGACUUCGACAGCAUCAUGCACUACGCCCGGAACACGUUCUCAAGAGGGAUAUUUCUGGACACCAUCCUGCCCCGCUACGAUGUGAACGGCGUCCGGCCGCCCAUUGGCCAGAGGACCAGGCUGAGUAAAGGGGACAUCACCCAGGCUCGCAAACUUUACAAGUGUCCAAGAUGUGGCGAUAGCCUGCAGGAGAGCAGCGGGAACUUCUCGUCCCCAGGCUUCCCCAAUGGAUACUCUGCCUACAUGCACUGCAUCUGGAGAAUAUCAGUCACACCAGGGGAGAAGAUCAUUCUAAACUUCACGUCCAUGGACCUGUACAGGAGUCAUCUGUGCUGGUACGACCAUGUGGAGAUCAGAGAUGGCUACUGGAGGAAAGCUCCUCUGAAAGGUCGCUUCUGUGGAGACAAGCUGCCAGAGCCCAUCAUAUCGACAGACAGCCGGCUGUGGAUUGAGUUCCGCAGCAGCAGCAACUGGGUGGGCAAGGGCUUCUCAGCUGUCUAUGAAGCUAUCUGCGGUGGGGAAGUGAGGAAGGACAACGGGCAGAUCCAGUCCCCCAACUACCCCGACGACUACAGGCCCAACAAAGUGUGCGUGUGGAAGAUCACCGUUGCCCAGGGCUACCACGUGGGCCUGACCUUCCAGUCCUUUGAGAUCGAGAGGCAUGACAGCUGUGCCUAUGACUACCUGGAGGUGCGUGAUGGCAACUCGGAGAGCAGUCCUCUACUCGGCCGCUUCUGCGGCUACGACAAACCGGACGACCUCAAGACCAGCUCCAACCAGCUGUGGAUGAAGUUCGUGUCGGACGGCUCCGUCAACAAGGCCGGCUUUGCCGCCAACUUCUUCAAAGAAAUGGACGAGUGUUCCAGGCCCGACAACGGCCGCUGCGAGCAGCGCUGUGUCAACACGCUGGGAAGCUACAAGUGCGCUUGCGACGCCGGCUACGAGCUGGCCUCGGACAAACGCAGCUGUGAAGCUGCCUGCGGAGGUUAUAUCACCAAGCUGAAUGGCUCCAUCACCAGCCCUGGCUGGCCCAAGGAGUACCCGCCCAACAAGAACUGCAUCUGGCAGCUGGUGGCCCCGUCCCAGUACCGCAUCACCCUGCUCUUCGACCUCUUCGAGACCGAGGGCAAUGACGUGUGUAAGUACGACUACGUGGAGGUGCGAAGCGGACUCUCGGCGGACUCGCGGCUCCACGGGAAGUUCUGCGGCGCGGAGAAGCCCGAGGCCAUUACCUCGCAGUACAACAUCAUGCGCAUCGAGUUCAAGUCGGACAACACCGUGUCCAAGAAGGGCUUCAAAGCGCAGUUCUUUGCAGACAAGGACGAGUGCUCCAAGGAGAACGGAGGCUGCCAGCACGAGUGUGUGAACACCUACGGCAGCUACAGCUGCCAGUGUCGCAGCGGCUUUGUGCUGCACGAGAACAAGCACGACUGCAAGGAGGCGGGCUGCGAUCACGUGGUGCACAGUGUGAGCGGCACCAUCACCAGCCCCAACUGGCCAGACAAGUACCCCAGCAAGAAGGCCUGCUCCUGGGCCCUGUCCACCACGCCUGGACACCGCAUCAAGAUAGCGUUCAACGAGAUCGACAUGGAGCCGCACGUGGAGUGCGCCUACGACCACAUCGAGAUUUACGACGGGCGCGACGGGAAGGCGCCCAGCCUCGGACGCUACUGUGGCACCAAGAAGCCGCCGCCCAUCCUCUCCAGCGCCAACAAGAUGUUCAUCCGCUUCUUCUCCGACAACUCGGUGCAGAAGAAGGGCUUCGAGGCCUCACACACUGCAGAAUGUGGCGGUCAUCUAAAGGCAGAAGUGAAGACAAAAGACCUGUACUCCCACGCCCAGUUCGGGGACAAUAACUACCCCGGGGCCUCGGACUGCCAGUGGACCAUCUCGGCGGAGAAGGGCUACGGCGUGGAGCUGAUUUUCCAGACGUUCGAGAUCGAGGAGGAGGCCGACUGCGGCUACGACUACAUGGAGCUCUUUGACGGGCCUGACACCAAAUCCCCAAGACUGGGCCGCUACUGUGGAUCAGGGCCUCCCGAGGAGAUCUACUCCGCCGGCGACUCGAUCGUCAUCAAGUUCCGCUCCGACGACACCAUCAACAAGAAGGGCUUCCACGUGCGCUACACCAGCACCAAGUUCCAGGACACGCUGCACUCUCGCAGGAAGUGACCCGUGGGGGCCGGGAGGGGCCGUCCGGGGCCCAAGGAGAAGCGCAGGGGCCCCAAGGGGAGGCGCCAGCCCGUCGCUCGGAGACCCCCGGCCGCCAAGAUCACCCAGACUGGACGCAAGACCAGCCGCAAGACCGCCAACCGCACCUCAGUAGUUCCCAGGGGCUCUGGCGCCCCCUAAUGACU